GCCACGCUACCCCUCCCGAACACUAUAAUUUCCCUCCCUCUCCAUUCUUUUAACCCACCAGCCCACACCCCGCGCGCAAACCCUCCUCGAGCCGGCGACUCCAGAUCCCCAAUAGGAUCUCAAUUCCGGUCGCCUCUCCGGCCGCCGUUUUCCACCCUACGGGAUCCACUUUCCUCCCGGAAACCCGACAGGCACAAGGGUCUUGGAGUCGGGAUUCUACCUCGAUAACGACGAGCACUUUGGGGCUCGAGAUCGGGGGUUCGAGCGGGUUUCUUUACGAACGUCGGAUCUUUAUAGAAUAGGUGGGUGAUGUCCGGCUGUCGAACUUCUGAGGACCGCCUGGCGCGGCCGUGCGGACAGAUCCCUCAAUCGCUGAAGCACCGGCGACUGCUGUUGUCCUCGGCCAGUAAGGCCAGCCUGGUCGAGGACAACCGCUUCCCUGCUGCUGAUGGGCGUGCAGCCGGCACUGAGGUGGCUGAUUCCGUGGUCGUUAAUACGCCUCUGAAGAGAAAGCCUGAACAUGGAGAUAAUGAGGCUUCUGAGUUGAGUGAGCUGAAGAUAACUCCAGGCUCUGCUGAAGUAGUUAACAAUCCUCUUGUUAGACUGACCAAGAAAAGUUAUAGCAGACCUAAGGUAUCCAAGCACAACAAAUCUGAUGUCCAAGAUUCUCUAUCAAAUGCUGCAGGUUCGCCUUCAUGCAAUGCUCUUACUAAUGUUGGUACUUGCCGUUAUGAUAGCUCUUUAGGACUCUUGACCAAACGGUUUAUCAAUUUGCUUAAACAUGCACAAGAUGGCACUCUUGAUUUGAAUAAAGCGGCAGAAACACUUGUGGUGCAAAAGAGGCGAAUUUAUGACAUCACAAAUGUGCUUGAAGGGAUAGGACUGAUAGAAAAGAAUCUCAAAAACAAAAUUCGUUGGACUGGCUUAGAUGAUAAAAUGCCAGGAGAGGUUCAAAAUGAUCUGCCAUUGCUGCAGGCAGAAGUUGAAAAAUUAGUUUUGCAAGAGAAUCAGUUGGAUGAGUGCAUCAGCAAAAUGCAAGAAAGGAUGAGGGUGUUCACUGAAGCAGAAAGUAAUCAAAAGCUGCUUUAUCUGACAAUAGAUGACAUCAAAAGCGUACCUUGCUUUCAGAAUCAGACGCUUAUAGCAAUAAAAGCACCUCAUGGUACUACCCUGGAGGUUCCAGAUCCAGAUGAGGCUUUUGAAUAUCCACAUUGGAGAUACAGAAUUGUCAUACGAAGCACAAUGGGUCCUAUUGAUAUUUACCUUGUAAGUAAAUUUGAAAAGAAUUUUGAGGAGAUGAGUAGCGUUGAGACCCCUUCAAGAACUGAUGAGAUGGUAAGUUCUGGGUCACUGGAGGCCGCCAUCUUGGCAGUUGCAACAGAUGAGAGCAAAGAUGAGAAAAUGGAAUUCAAGAAUCAAGAUAGACAGGGGUGCCUUGAUGCAAGUUCCUCAGAGGAUACUGGCUGUGGUAUGACAAAAAUUGUACCUUCUGAAAUUGAUACUGAUGCUGAUUACUGGCUUCAAUCAGAUUUUGGAGCUAGCAUUACAGAUUUAUGGAACACGCCGCAAUCACAAUGGGACAGGUACAGGACAGAUGACUUCACUACAGAUAACACUAGCACGGCUGAGCACCAAACUCCAUGUGGAACUAUUGACCCCCCAACACAUGCUCCGCUCCAAAAGCUAUGAGAUAAAUCUAGGGACGUGAGAAAUGAGAUAUAAGACAGCCUUUUCUGGGGAAAGAUGAUUAGGAGGCCCAUCAGAAGUUGAGCUAUGAAGCAACUGAUGAAUCAAACGACAAACUGAUGAUGCUCGUUGCGAUGCGAGAGAGCUCUCGACUGCCAUAAGUGGCAUCCACAGCCCGUUUGUUGGGUUGACUUUUACAUCUUACUGCCUGGUUCGCUUAUGGAAUAUAAUUCUAAAUCGUGUUUUUUUUGCAUCUCACUUGUCUCACCUGUAUCUAGCUAGAGAGAGGGAGAGGGAGAGGGAGAGGGAGAGAGAGAGAGUAAAUUGGCGUGCAGUUUUCCAGAAAUCCCCAAUCUAUUCAUUUGAAAUGUGGCUUUGCUUC
Messenger RNA from Zingiber officinale, 2068 nucleotides. Its product is annotated as transcription factor E2FB-like. Gene Ontology annotation, biological process: regulation of transcription by RNA polymerase II. Gene Ontology annotation, cellular component: RNA polymerase II transcription regulator complex. Lineage: Eukaryota; Viridiplantae; Streptophyta; Magnoliopsida; Zingiberales; Zingiberaceae. Gene Ontology annotation, molecular function: protein dimerization activity; DNA-binding transcription factor activity, RNA polymerase II-specific; RNA polymerase II cis-regulatory region sequence-specific DNA binding. The transcript has 14 exons. Bases 310 to 1689 code for a protein of 459 amino acids. The record is from RefSeq and is a predicted model, not a curated record.